GACAGAAACAGGUAUCUAGCAUACUACUUGCAUCGAAAGUAUAACUAUCUCGUUUUUUUACCCACGGUCGUAUUUUAGAAUAAACUGUCGGAAGCGCGGUCCAAACUGUUCGAGUUAUCAUCAUUACUUUCUCAUUCCACAAUAAGAAAAAGAGCCUGUGAAAGAGCAUCAAUAAAACUAUAUGUUCAGUUAAAAGUUAUUCGGGCAUUCUCUCCUCAUAAACCAGAAAAGAAGGUGAAGUGGACAAAAAAUUUACAAGCUAAAGAAAACGGAUGAAUGGUUGCAUCUGAAAAUAUUCGAAGACCGUUAGUGGAGCAGGAGUUGAGACCGUUAUGUGUGAAGGAGGCUACGUGUCUGGUAUCAACGGCGUGAGUUCAAGCGACGUCAAAAGAAAUGAAUAAUCACAGCCGCAGUGUGUCUGCUGCUCUGGACAUGGUUGAAGCUGCUAUCAGCUCCUGGGAAAGGCAAGCAAAAGCAGCAAAAAAUUUUCAAGAGCAACAACUUCAACAACAAAAACUUCUAGAAGAAUUGCAAGAUCUGAGUCACCAGAAUGUUACUCACAGAACUGGCAAUCCAUCAAAUUCACUGAAUAUUCCAAUAAAUUAUCCAACAAGUGAACAGAUUUCAAGUAAUAGAUUAGUUAAUGAGGCUUCUCCUUUGAAACCUAGAAAAAUUUUUUUAAAUGAUGAAAGUUUGAAAAAAAAUUCUGUUGAACACCAUAGAAGUCCUAUACACAAAAAGUCCAGGGACAGCAAAACGUUGGUGUCUUCUGUUCCCAGUGUGCUACUGCAUGCCAGAGGCUCCUCUUCUAGGAAGAAAUGUCGCAUACGAUCAAGCAGUAAACAUCACCAUCGUCGUCACCGCCACAGAAGUUCAUCACAUUCAGGCAGCUCAAGACGAGAGAAAAACAACAAUGAUGUCACAGCAGAAAGUAUGACGGAGUUAGAACCAAAGCAACACCAAAAAUCCGAUGAAAAAUUCCUGGUGAAACACGCGUCUAAUGGAUACGCUCAGGCCACCCUCUCAUCUAAGCUUAAGGAAAAACUUGAUGAGAAACCUGGGAAGAAAGAAAAGGUUUCCUCCUUACCUUUCGUACCUGUGGGUAGCCAGGGUAAAAGCUUCCAUGUCGGCAUCAUCAUCCAGAAAGAGUUGGGAAAACUCAAGUCGCAGCCUCUCGAUGUUUGGGCUGCAGCAAAACAGAAUGCUGCACGGAAAGAAGCUGAGGGAUCAGAAUCUGCGUCUAACAUACUACGGCGUGAGCUAACUAAGUCAUAAUAUUGUUGAUGUGAAACUAACAUCCUCAUUCGAAAAAUGUUGAGACCACUGUGGUAGACCUUUUUAUGAUGAAGCCUUUUCUCCUGGUACAGCUUUUUUUAAUUCUUACAUUUUUGAUAAAGAGUUCUAAAUUGAAGCGGCAGCUGAAUUGAGUAAUUUAUCUUCAAUUUGGUUUCAGAUUAAGGUAGAAUCCAGCAUGUGGACUUGAGUUAGGACUUUUAACUUUGUAAAUGUAGGUUAAUCCUCACUCUGAAGGACUGUACUAUUUGACCAGAGCUUUUAUUGACAUGGCUCCACAGAACUGUGGUUCUGAUCAUUUCGUGCUGGGUCUGCGCUCAUAUUAGUAUCUACCGUAAUGAUGCUUAAUGCCCCUUAUUAUAUGUAUUCCUGUGGACGACGCCGAGGCAGCUCCUAAGUGAUGUUUCUGUGAUCCUUGUCCAGAUAUUCUUUAAUUGCUAGAACUGUUAAGAGUUUAGUAUCGUUUUGCCCGAGGCGUCACAAGCUGUUAUUUGGAAGUCCUCAUCGAUAUUCAAGUGCUUCCCGUUUUUUGACUAUGAGGAAAAAUUUAUUCAGUUAUUAUCCAAAUUGCAUAUUGUUAGGAUAUAUUGUUCUCGCUAAUCGUUCUUUGAUGUAAAUUUAAACUUCAAAUCUUGUCAUGGUUUUAGUGCGGUGCUUAAUUAUAUUGAAUACUCAUAUUGUUGGUGCUUGAGACAUCAAACGACUCUAUCAUUAUUAUCGUUAUCAAACAUUUAAUGUCGUAGAUUUAACCAGAACAAAGUUUUUAGCCUGAAGGCUUUCUCUUUUUUAUCUGCCAUGUCAUUUGAUCCAUUAGAAAUUUUACCAAAAUCUUUGACUGCUAUAAGCAAGUUUGAAAUUUUAUCUUUGUUUGUCAUCUUAACCGGCUACCUUUAAUGUAUAAUCAUGUUCUGUCUGUCUGUAAAGCACAUGUAGUUACCAUGUAGUUACCAACAACCACGUGUUGGUAACUGCUUGAGAAUUUUCGCAAAUUCUGAAUUAAUACACUCGUUCACGCGUCCACUAUUGUCUUUUAGUUUUUUAGUCGUAUUUUCAUUUCAAGUUUCUAAAUGCUUUGUACGAUUCAGUUUGAAAUUAU
Messenger RNA from Hyalella azteca, 2389 nucleotides. RefSeq lists its product as uncharacterized. Lineage: Eukaryota; Metazoa; Arthropoda; Malacostraca; Amphipoda; Hyalellidae. The transcript has 6 exons. The coding region runs from base 394 to 1275 and encodes 293 amino acids. The record is from RefSeq and is a predicted model, not a curated record.